GUUCUAAGCUAACUGUUUUAUAAUUAAAUAGAAUUUUUAAAAUACAUCAGACAAUCAAAUGAGGAAUAUGAUCAAUAUUAUUAAUCAUAAUAAUAGUAGUAGUAAUAGGAUCAUUCAUAUUCAUCAAUUAGAAUUAUAUUUGUGAUAUUCAUGGAUACUUUAUUCAUUAUUCAAAUAGUUGUAUUCACAUUAUUAAAUAAUCUAUGCACAAACUAUGAAUUAAACAUUGAACCAGUUAAAACGAUUCUUGAAGACACCUAUGUUUCUGGCUGGAAUAGUUGGACCAAAAAUGGUGACAAAUACUUUGGAUGGAGAUAUCAAAGUUUGGCUGGAACUGGUCAAAUUGUUUAUGGUAUAUGUGAAAAGAAAAAUUCUUUGGUACAUAGUCAUAUACAACAAACUAAAGAAAUACAGAAUCAAAGUAUCCUAUCUGAAACAAGAUUAUCAUCAUCAUCAGCAGCAGCAACGGCAUCAUCAACAUUAUCAACUAUAGACAGUGGAAAUAUACCUGCUGAAUUUUGGUUAUUCAGUCCAUUGUAUAAAACGGAUACCAUAUUAAAUGUUUAUUUAGAGAUAACAUAUCAAAUGAAAAGUUGUUUACAACUUGGUUAUUUACAUCAAUCCAUUGAAUGUAAAGAACACUUAGAUAUAUUGGCUUAUCAUACUGAUGUACAUUUAUCAUCUAUGGUACCCAAGGAUUUUACAGAAUUGAAUAUAUUAACAUUUCAAGAAGGUGAAUCAUUUACCAAUGAACUUAUAACAAGUAGUUCACUAAAACGUGUCACAAUACAAAUACGUCCAACAAUGAAAUGGUUACAAAUAGCAUUUCGUGAUAAUGGUUCAUGUGUUCUAAUUGAUCGUUUAAUUGCUUAUCAUUUAUCAUGUCCAGCGACUAAAUUUCGUCUAAUUAAUUUACCAGAAACUGAAGCUGGACAUAAUAAAGAAGUGAGACAAAUUCAUGUACAAUGUAUUCCAGGAUCAAUUUUUGUUAAUCAAUAUUCUAUAUAUACAAAAUUAAAUGAUCAUUUAAUUCAUAAUAAUAAAUUAUUGAAUAAUCUAAAUGAUGAAAAUAAUGGAUUAGCAUUUUGUAUGGCUGAUGGUAAAUGGCAUUUACAAACAAAUCAUGGAUGUGUAUGUGAUGCAGGCUAUGAAUUAAUAGAACAUGCAGAAACAUGUCAAGCUUGUCCAAGAGGAAUGUUUAAAUCAUCACCUGGUCUACAACCAUGUAGUAUAUGUCCAUUGAAUUCAAUUGCACCACAUGCUGGUUUUCGAAUAUGUCAUUGCUUAUCAGGAUAUUUUCGUAUUGCUCCAAAUUUAUCUGCUGAACAUAGUUGCUUAGGCCCACCAUCUGCUCCAAGAAAUUUGAAUGCUAUACACAUUAAUGGAACAUCAGUGGUUUUAUCCUGGGAUCCACCAAUUCGUUCUGGUGGUUUUCAUGAAACCUUAUAUCAUGUUCAAUGUCAAGGAUGUCAAAUAGAUACGGUUAAAUAUCAACCUGGAAAUCAUCUAAAUGAGACUAAAGUUACAAUAACAGGACUAAAUCCACAGACACGUUAUCAGUUCGAUGUUUAUGCACACAAUGCUGUGUCGACUAAAACAGGAACUAUGUGGAUUAAUGUAGCUAGUGUAAUGGUUACAACAGGAUCGGCACCAACUUAUCUCAUAUCUGAUAUUCAAACCAAUUGGCUUAAUAUAAGUACAGUUCAUAUAAAAUGGGAAGUUUAUCAAAUUAUUACAUCAUCAUCAUCAUUACCUACAUCAACAAUGAUACCAUCUAAUCUAACUAAUUCAUUUGAUCCAAUUAAAAUAAAUAAGAUCACAACUAAUUUAACAAUAAAUUUCACAUAUCAAUUAUGUUUAUUUGAUCAAUCCAAUGAAAAUGUUCAUUAUAAAAAUGAUCAAACUUAUACUAUUCAAACUGAUCCAGAUCAUAAAAAUCAUUAUAGUUAUAUGGAUCAUAAAAAGACCAAUAUAAAUCUAACCUAUACUGAAAAUAAUAUUAAUAAUAAUAAUAACCAUAGCGGUGAAAGAAGUAGACGACAGUUUCUGUAUAAUAAAGCAAUGCAACAAACUGAUCUUACACAUGGUACUGGACUUAUUGGAUAUCCUGAUGCUGUACAUUAUACUAGUCAAACAGAAGUUAUAUUAUAUAAUUUAUAUUCAAAAUCAGGAUUUUUAAUACAAAUUCGAGCUCAAAGUCCUAACUCUUAUUGUCCGUUUAGUUCUCCAAUCCUUUUAUUAUCACCAAAAUUCAAUAUAACUGCUAACACAUCAGAACUAUAUAACAAUCAUCGAAUAAAUAAGGUUACCAACGAAAGUAUUUACAAUCAAUUGGAUCAUAUUAUACCCAUAUCCACGGCAACAUUACAUUCAAUGCCAAAUCAAAAAUCGACAUAUACAUCUUCUUUUAUAAAUUAUACAAUAGAUAAGUUAUCAAAUCGAAGUUCGUCAUCAACAUCAUCAUUAACAAAGAAUUUCUCAACAAUCACAUCAAAUCCAUCUGUAAUAACUAUUGGACUAUUUUUAUCUGUUGCGCUGACUACGAUGAUCAGCAUGAUUUUAUUGAUAACGCUCAUUGUGUUAUGUAUUUAUCGUAAAGAAAGGCGUCGUAAACUUAUUCAAAAGAAAAUCAGUCAAUUAUGGCCCAAUAUAAAUCAAUAUUUUACAUUCAAAUUAUUUAAACCUGAAAAGAAUAAAAAUAAAGUGAAAUCUGUUUUACUUAUUGACAAUAUACCAGUUAAUAUCAUUCCAUAUCAUCAAAUUAGAAUAAUUAGUCAAUUAAGUGAAAAUAGAUGUGGUUCAACUUAUAUGGCUAAACUUUUCAAUUAUAAUUUACCAACUCCUUCAGUAAUGAUGACAAGUUUUUCCAGAUCACAUGAUACUGGUACCAUAUAUUCACUAAAGAAUAUUGGUCCAACUGAUAAUGAUUCAAAAAUCAAUAACAUUAUGAUCUCAAAUAUUUUACAAAAUAAAUGGAAUCAAAAUUUCCAAAAAUCUCCCAAUGAUAACCAUCCAAUUUUAACAUUAAAAAAUAAUAAUGAUCAUUUAUUAGUAAUGAAUGAUUUCACUGAAUUACAUAAUAAUAAACUGAUUACAUCAUCACAUCCCGAUAUAAAUAACUCUCAUUAUAUAUAUGUAUUUAUACAAGAUUUAUCUCAUUUGAAAAGAUUACGUAAUAGACAAUAUGAUUACAAGAACCUAUUCUCUAAAGUACCAUGGAUUCAAAGAAGACAAUCAUCAUCAACAUCCAUUGAAGUUCAUCGUAAAAUUAAAAAAUUCUUAGGUUUAAAUGAAAAAUUAAUGAAAUUCAUUAAACAGUAUACUCAAUUUGAUCAUGUGAAUAUUGUCAAAUUUUAUGGUUUAAGUAUCAUAGAAAUAUCAAAGGCAUAUUCUUUAUGUUCAAUGAUUACAGAAUUUUGUAUAAAUGGAUCAGUUGAUAUGUAUUUGAAAAAUGUUUUACAAGGAAAUCAACCAAUUACAUUAGAUAAUAAUAACCAUACUAUUUCAUUCAAUUUAUCUCAAGCAAUCAAAAUGCUUUUACAAAUAUUAUCUGGAUUAGAAUAUCUUACAUUGAAUUCAUAUACAGUUGAAAAUUUCACCAGUAAAUCUGUAUUUCUGGAUGGAUGUUUCAAUUGCAAAUUAAAGAUUCAAUUUAAUUCAGUAGUAUGUUCUAAUAAACAAUAUCCUACAAUUGACAAUAACAAAAUCAAUGAUGGUUUCUUUCAACCGUUAUUACUAAAUAAUGAAUUUACCAACGAUUGCCUUCAUUCAAUAAUCAAAAAAGAUACUAAAAGAUUAGAUAAAUAUGAUAUUCAUCAAUCAUUCAUAAUGAAUCCUUCUUAUAAUAAUAAUAACGUACAACAAUCAUUUAGUUGUAUGAAUAAUGAUAAUCUUUAUGAAAUGUAUCAAAUAAUUAUUACCAAGGUAAUAUCACUCAAUGAACAUACUAAGGGUAUAGAUAAUGAAAUAGAAAAUUUGAAUCAAUCAUCAACAUCUAUACUACUAACAACCAAUUGUUAUUUAAGUAAUAUAUAUUCAUUUAGUCAAUUAAUAAUUGAAUUAAUUAUAGCACAAUUAAUGUUAGAAAAUAAACAUAAAUUUAUUGAUAUUAUUCAAUUAUUCAAUAAAAAUCAUAAUGGUCAUUGUUAUCAGAAUAUGAAUCUAUUAGAUAGGAAUUCUAUUUCAACUUGGAAUUUAAACUCUUCAUCAGUAGAUAAGUUUUCUAGUUCGAGUACAUCAUAUGCAUAUCCAACUUUUAUUGUACAUAAUCUUUUACAAUUAACAGAAUCACCACCACCACAACAACAACAACCACAACCACAACAUGAACACCUAGAUACUAGUGAUGAUAAGUAUAAAGAUAUGAAACAUUCAUUGAUUUCAUCGGAUAAUACUACUGAAUGUCAAACACUUCCAACAAUGAAGCAACCAUCUAAUCAUUCAUGUCAUAGUUUAACCAAUAGUCCUAAUCCUAAUACAACACUUCCAAUGGUUAAUCCACAUGUAAUACAUUCCAAUAAUUUAAUAAAUGAUAAUGAACUAUUACAAUUAUUGAAUCAACUUAUAAUGAAUCAACCAAUUUAUCAUUUAACACAAAAUUUAUAUUUGAAUUAUUUAUGUAAAUUUAUCCACUACUUAAUACCAUAUAGUAGAUUAGAUGAAUUACUUAUUCAAUGUAGAUAUCCUUCUAUAUCAAUGAAUGGAUUAUCAUUUAAAGAUAUAAGAAAACAAUUAAAAUUAGCAGCUAAUAUGGUGUCAUUCAUGACAUGUAAUAUGAAUAAAUCUAUUGUAAAUAAUCAUCAUAUACAUGAAAGUUUAAUUGAUUUAAAUGAAAAUCAAGAUGUAACGAAAAUAGAUUCAUCUUAAUAAUUAAAUCUGAAGAGCUGAGAUUGAAAUACAACUAAUAGAUUACAAGUCCAUGGAACUAUUCAUAAAAAGGCAUUCUACACAAAUUCCUGUAUUACAUUUCAUACAAUGUAAAUAUACUUUAGUUUCAAUGAUUAAAACAAUCAAAGAUUCUAUUAAUGAUCAUUUCUAUGUAAAUUUAUUCAUUAAUUCAAUUGUACAAAUACAAAAAGUAAUUUGGACAUUGAUUAUAUAGAAAGUAUUGUACAAUGAGAAGUAAAAAAAAAAUCGAUAUAAUAAUAAUAAUUACCUUGGUGAUAAUUCAAGCUAAUUUUUUUUUGUACAAAUACAUUUUUUCUUCUUUGCAAAUUGUUCUUUUCUUUUUUUCUCUUUUUAGUAGUUACGUCUUGAUCAAUACAUGGAUAGGUAGGUUAUAGGGAUGAAAGACAGUUGAACAUUAUGAUGGUAUUAUUGUCGCUUAGGAAAAAAGGUAACAAAAGAAUAAAAGUAAUGAAAACAAACCGUCCAGUGCUUCCAGGUUUU
Messenger RNA from Schistosoma rodhaini, 5388 nucleotides. NCBI's taxonomy places the organism in Eukaryota, Metazoa, Platyhelminthes, Trematoda, Strigeidida, Schistosomatidae. The record is from the annotation of a GenBank genome assembly.